AUGCACAACUCAAAACUCGCCAUUGAGUUGAACUCUUGUCGAAGCACAGUCCUCCAUUUGCCUUCUAAGGAGGGUCAUGUCUACAUUAUUGUGAAGGAACUUCAAGUUUUUGACGAAGCAUGCUUGGUUCGUGAUGAAGAAGGAAGAAUUCCUCUACAGUGUGCAGUUAUGAGAGGACGAUCGAAUAGAGGUUGUGAGAGAAAUCAUUUGGAGACCCUCCAAGCUUUGGUAGAACUGGAGCUUGCCGUCACCGGCGAGCUUAUCAACUUCACAAGCUCUGAUAACGCCGGCAACACCGUUCUCCGCUUAGCUAUUAUGUUGAAGCGACUUGAGCAAGAUCCAUUAAUCUUGCACAGAAUUAACUCGCGAGCCAUCCUUAUUGAAACCCCAUUACACACAUCAGCUUUACUCGGCCACCUUGAAUUCACCAAAGCCCUUCUUGCUCGCAAACCCAAAUUAGCCCUUGAGCUUGACUCCUUCCGAAGCACACCUCUCCAUGUAGCUUCUGCAGAAGGGCACAUCGACGUUGUGAAGCAGUUGUUGCUGUAUUAUGACGAAGCGUGCUUCGUUCGUGACCAAGAAGGCAGAAUUCCCUUGCACUACGCUGUUAUAAGAGGGAGGCUAGAGGUUGUGAAAGAGCUAAUUAGAGUAAAGCCAGAGUCUUCGAGGAUUCUUGACAAAGGGAAGACUAUUUUUCACUUGUGUGUGGCGUACAACCACUUGCAGAUCAUGAAAGCUUUGAUAGAGUUGGCAACUGAUGACACCUGCGAACUCCUAAACGAGAGAGACUUGGACGGAAUGAACACUAUUCUCCAUUUGGCUGUCAUGUUGAAGCGAGUUGAGACUGUGAGGUACCUCAUGUCAAUUCCUGAAAUAAGAGAAGCAACAAACUUGACGAACAACAUAGGUUACACUGCCCACGAUAUUCUUCAGCGAAUUCCGCAGGACUUCCAGUGCCUCGAAAUCCAGGUUAUACUGAUGAACUACUCUGGCAUCAAAAAAAAAUGGAGGAACGAACACUCCUGCAGCACUGACGAAUAA
Molecule: messenger RNA, 1041 nt
Organism: Neltuma alba
Lineage: Eukaryota; Viridiplantae; Streptophyta; Magnoliopsida; Fabales; Fabaceae
Product: serine/threonine-protein phosphatase 6 regulatory ankyrin repeat subunit B-like
Exons: 4
Coding region: 1-1041 (346 amino acids)
Cellular component (GO): plasma membrane
Molecular function (GO): protein binding
Source: RefSeq, a predicted model, not a curated record